Messenger RNA from Mucor velutinosus, 1908 nucleotides. RefSeq lists its product as uncharacterized. The coding region runs from base 1 to 1908 and encodes 635 amino acids. The transcript is spliced from 8 exons. Lineage: Eukaryota; Fungi; Mucoromycota; Mucoromycetes; Mucorales; Mucoraceae. Gene Ontology annotation, biological process: lactate transport. Gene Ontology annotation, cellular component: plasma membrane. The record is from RefSeq and is a predicted model, not a curated record. Gene Ontology annotation, molecular function: lactate transmembrane transporter activity; solute:proton symporter activity.
AUGGCAUUAGGUAUCCCACCGCCAGAUUCAGUUAUAAAGGAAGGCAUUUUCAUACAACCAUUAACCCCUAUUGGCGAUAGUCUCAUUGGGUCGUUCUUUGUGGGCAUCAUACCGUUGAUCGUUGUGCUCGCACUGCUAGGUAUAUUCCGUGUACCUGCUUAUGGUGCGGCAGCAAGUGGACUCUUCACUUGUAUAUUCAUCGCUAUCUUUGGUUGGCAUAUGCCAGCUCAGCAAGCAUUUGAAGCAAUUGGAAAUGGCAUUGUUUACGCACUUUGGCCCAUUAUGUGGGUUGUGGUGAAUGCAAUGUACUUGUAUAACAUUACAAUUCGAUCUGGAGCCUUUCAUUUAUUUCGAAAAUGGAUGAUGACCAACACACCUCCUGAUAAGAGAAUCAUCCUGCUGAUUAUAUCAUUUUGCUUUGGAUCUUUACUAGAAGGUGUAGCAGGGUUUGGCGUGCCUGGUGCCAUUUGCUCGUCCAUGUUGGUAUCCUUGGGUUUUGAUCCGUUCGAUGCGAUUGUAUAUACCCUGUUAUUCAACACAACGCCUGUGGCAUUUGGCAGUUUAGGUAUUCCAGUAACAACACUUGCAUCCCUAACUGGACUGCCUGUCAUGUCGCUGUCGGCCAUGAUGGGUCGUCAAUUACCAUUUAUCAGUGUACUUUUACCUGGAUAUGUAUUAUCAAUUUUCGCUGGAUUCAAAGCUGGACUUGUUGAAUGUUGGCCCGUGGCACUUGUGGCAGGCUUCGUCUUUGCCAUUGUACAAGCAGUGUUUGCAAAUUGGGUGGGUCCAGAAUUACCAGAUGUGAUAGCUGGCUUGGUGUCCUUAAUUUCCGUAAUGGGGUUUGUACAGUACUGGAAACCACCUUAUCGACGAGAAUACGAAGCCAAUAUGGACUUUUUACUCGCCAACGACUCCUCAAUGACGACAACUUCAGUCGACGGCAGCAGAGAGCAUUUUGACGACCCAGCAAGCCCAAAAAAGGGGAAAAUGAUGGUGGAACAUCAGGAAUCCACAGCGUCCUCUACUGACUUUUCAUCAUCAUCUGUGGAUGUUAUAUCAGCAAAGAAAGAUGGUGGUAUUACUCAUCAAAAUGCGACAGAAUCCCAAGUUAUAGAUACCGCAGAAACAAGACAAGAGCUGGGUAGUAUGGAGAAAUUGACCUGGAGAGAAACAGUUUUGGCAUGGGCGCCAUGGAUCACUGUAGUCAUUGUUGUAAUGAUAUGGUCUUUUGCAAAAGUGUCGCAUGUAGGUCAGAUUAAUGUUCAAUGGCCUCAUCUGCAUGAAAAGGUUUGGCUUACGCUGUAUGGGAAGAAGUACGAUGCCAUCUGGGGCUUCCAACCCUUGGCCACAGGAACCGCUAUUUUAGUAUCUACCAUACCAUUUUCAGCUCUGGUUAUGCUUCAUGGAGUUCAUCCCCGAAUAUUCCCUAAGGCUUUAAAGGAUACCGCUGUGCAACUCUACAGACCCGUUGUCACAGUUUCAUUCAUAAUGGCAUUUGCGUACCUUUUAAAUUAUUCAGGUAUCGUUUAUACAAUUGGUUACCAACUGUCAUCUGUGGGUCGUGCAUUUCCGUUUUUGUCAGCAUGGCUAGGCUGGAUUGCAUGCUUUCUCUCAGGCAGCGAUACAUCAGCUAAUUCAUUGUUUGGUAAUUUGCAAGUGGUGGCUGCCAGGGAGAUUGGACUCUCAACUGUAUUGAUGGCUGCUACCAAUUCUGCCGGUGCCAUUACGAGCAAAAUGGUGUCUCCUCAAAACUUGACUACUGGUGUCUCUACCAUUGGCUUACAAGGCAAAGAAGGGCAAAUUCUGAGACGCACAUUAAUACACUCUGUCGGUAUGUGCUGUAUCAUGGGAGCUAUGGCUUGCAUCCAGCAAUACUUGAUUCCAGGGAUGAUCCCACCUGCCGAGUGA